Molecule: messenger RNA, 2215 nt
Organism: Jaminaea rosea
Lineage: Eukaryota; Fungi; Basidiomycota; Exobasidiomycetes; Microstromatales
Exons: 1
Coding region: 235-1845 (536 amino acids)
Biological process (GO): amino acid transmembrane transport
Cellular component (GO): vacuolar membrane
Molecular function (GO): amino acid transmembrane transporter activity
Source: RefSeq, a predicted model, not a curated record
GCCAAGAAGGAGUGAGCCAUCGUCGCAGCGCUGCAGAGACUCGAAGAGGACGUGGACGUGGACGUGGACUCAUCACCCUCGUAUCUCCUUCCUUCCCCGCAUUUCCCCUUCAUCGACUCGCAUCACGUCGCGUGACUUCUCCUCUGCCUUCAUCGACGUUUCUCCCACUUCUUGAUUCUCUUCUUCUCUUCCCUCCUUCAACCUCUCCCUCGGCGUCCGCAGCGCCAGCUCAUCAUGGUCGCCUCCUCUCACCCGUCGACGCCCCAGGAGCGCCCCAUCGAUGAUGAAGCUCCUCAUCACACCCACUCUGUCGACUCCCAUCGCCCACAUGAUGUCUUCGCCCCCGCCGAGGGGGGCAUCAACUUCCGCACCCUCACCUGGCCUCAUGCAAGCGUAAUCGUUGCCAAGCUGCAAAUCGGUAUCGGUAUUCUGGGCAUUCCAGGGACGUUCGAUACGCUAGGCUUUGCGCCCGGCCUUAUCUCGCUCCUCAUCAUCUGCAUGAUCACAACGUACUGCGGUCUGCUGGCUGGUCGGAUUAGGUUGAUCCACCCUGAGCUGCACAGCGCUCAAGACCUUGGAUCCCUUUUCUUUGGCGGCUCGCGCAUCGGCAUGGCUCUAUUCGGAUUCUUCUACUGGGUGCUUCUCGUCAUGAUCGCCGGCUCAGGUAUCCUCUCCACCACCAUCGCCUUGAACGCCAUUUCCUCCCACGCUCUCUGCACCAUGGCUUUCGCCGGGAUCGUAGUGGCCGCCUGCCUCCUCAUCGGUGGAGGAUGCCGUCAGCUGAUGAAGGUUGCCUGGCUAGGCUGGGCAGGCAUCAUCUGCGUCAUGAUCUCCAUCUGGACCUUGACCAUCGCCAUGCUCACCAAGGACUACCCCAUGGCCAGCCUUGGCCAGACGGGACGCGUGCAGGUCAAAGCGGGAAACAGUAGCUCGACGUUUGCAGAAGCCAUGUCUGCCGUUACGACCCAGCUGUUUGCUAUUCUGGGGAAUGUGGCCUUCUAUUCCAUCUCAGCAGAGAUGAAGCGACCGAGAGAAUUCGAAAAGGCGGUCUACGUCGGACAGCUCUUCGUAAUCGCAAACUACAUCAUCGUGGGAUGCAUCGUCUACGGCAAGGCGGGGCAGUUCCUCACCUCUCCUGCCCUCGGGUCGGCAGGACCGCUCAUCAAGAAGAUCUGCUACGGUUUCUCGCUCCCCGCAGUACUGAUUACGGCGAUUAUGUACUCUCACUUGGCCACCAAGCAGGUCUUUGUGACUGCCUUGCGCUCCUCUCGCCACUUGACCACGCCCACUGUUAUCCACUGGGGAGUGUGGAUUGGCUCGACGAUUCUGGCCGUUGCCAUCGGCUUCGUUCUUGCGGCAUCCAUCCCGGUGUUCGACGAUCUGCUCAGCCUUAUCGGCGCCACUGUGGGGUGCUUCUUCUCGAUCGUCGUCGGAGGCAUGACGCUGCUCUACAUGGUCAGCCACGAGGACACGCAAGGCAGCGUUGCAGGAGACGACAGCAGCAGCAGCAGCGGUGAGGGUGCAGAGGCGGAAAAAGCUGUUGUUGAUAGUCAGGCGCAACAGGGCAAGGCAGGCCAGACAGCAGCGAGGGUAACGUCACGAGCGCAUGUAGCGCCGAGCUUGGGAGCAGACCGAGCCUGGCUCGUACGAGCCUACCUGGUCGCCUUCAAGUCGCACACCACGACGAGAAGCCGCAAGGUGCGUUUCGGCCUCGGUGUACUGCUGCUGAUGAUCGGCGGCUUCAUCAUUGUCGGUGGAACGUACGGCGCUGCCGUGUCCAUCUCGAACGCGUACAGCUCAGGAGCCGUCCAGCAAGCCUUCAGCUGUGCGGACAAUUCGGUCUGAUGGCGGGCGCUCUCUUCUCUGUUUCAAUGUAUUCGUAGUCAGCAUAGCAUCGUAGAAUGUAUGGAAAGGACUGUGAUCAUCAUCCGCGCGAGCAGACUGUGUGGCGGUAACACAUUCUCGCCGCUUUGUCAAGGUGUACAAAGCAAAUUGAUGAUCGUAGAUGAAGAUGACAAGCUGCGUGGCUACGAAUUUGCGUGGCGGCGUACAAUGCUGGUCGAAAGCUGCGGAGAUGGAGAGUCAUCACCAUGACCGCCUCUGGAUCGUCGGUAUCCCAGUUCGGAUUACCCAGUGGUGCUGCGAGAACCUGCUCGCCUUCCCUCUUUCCCUCGCCUGUCCGCUCACAAGAUCAAGCACUUCCUGUCCUUCCCAC